CAUUUCUUCUUUCCUCUCGUCUUUCUUGGGUGGUGUGUGGUGUGGUGGCUGGCUCUUCCGGUUUUUUUUUUUUUUUUCUAUCUUUCUUUUUCUGUCUUCUUCUAAUUCGGUUGCGGACCUUGACAAAUAGGUCGAAAGGGAUGCAAAGCAAAGGGAAAAAGGGAAAUGGAACGGGAGGGGAGGGGCAUCGGUUGCAUUUUCUUUCUUAUCUUUUUCUUUUUCUUUUGUGUUGUAUGGGGUUGGGGACCUACCUACAUUACCUCCUGGUACUACCUACCUACCUACUACUACCUAUUCUUCCGUGUGCUGUUUCAUACCAUACCAUACCAUGCUGUUGUUGUACCACCUGCCUUUCUAUCUUUACCUUAUCCUUAUCCUUAUCGUUGUCUUUAUCCUUGCUGUGGUGCUAGUUCAUUGCACUGUAUAGAUCCUUUCUUGUACCAUUUCACUCUUGAUUUAUUUUAGUUUUCUGGUAUCGAGAUGUGUUUUCGGGUGUUGUGACUUGGUCUGUGGUGUGAGUGGAUAGACAGAUCUACGUACCUACUGUACUCCGUGUACAAG
Messenger RNA from Aspergillus heteromorphus CBS 117.55, 561 nucleotides. RefSeq lists its product as uncharacterized. NCBI's taxonomy places the organism in Eukaryota, Fungi, Ascomycota, Eurotiomycetes, Eurotiales, Aspergillaceae. Bases 166 to 465 code for a protein of 99 amino acids. The record is from RefSeq and is a predicted model, not a curated record. The transcript has a single exon.